AUGAUUCAAUUAAAGGUGAGGCAGCGCGUUUAUAUCGCUGAUUUCACAAAUACUGACUCCUCUCCACCAGACACUAUUAAAUUGCAUCGACAACUCCGGCGCCUCGAUAGUCGAGUGCGUCAACGUCCUGAAGAAGAAGCGCCCUGCGACCAUCGGUUCGUCCUCCACCAGACCUGGCUCGAACAGCGUGACAAAAAGAGAAAUCUGAAGCUGACAAUCGAGAUUGGCUAUCUAGGUGACCGCAUCGUCGUCGUCGUCCAGAAGCAGCGAUCUGCAGGUUCCGAAGCCACCACCGCGGCUUCGCUCGCGAACAAGGUCCGCCGUGGUGAUAUCCGUCAUGCUGUCGUUGUUCGCGUGAAGAAGGAGUUACAGCGGCCUGAUGGUUCCCUCGUUCGGUUUGGUGACAAUGCUUGUGUUCUGGUCAACAAGUCUGGAGAUCCCAUUGGGACGAGAAUGAACGGUGUGGUUGGGCAAGAGCUCCGGAACAAGAAAUGGUCAAAAAUCUUGUCCUUGGCCCCGAUCAACGUUUGA
This is a messenger RNA of Penicillium bovifimosum, 531 nucleotides long. RefSeq names its product mitochondrial 54S ribosomal uL14m domain-containing protein. The coding region runs from base 1 to 531 and encodes 176 amino acids. Gene Ontology annotation, molecular function: structural constituent of ribosome; large ribosomal subunit rRNA binding. The transcript has 2 exons. NCBI's taxonomy places the organism in Eukaryota, Fungi, Ascomycota, Eurotiomycetes, Eurotiales, Aspergillaceae. The record is from RefSeq and is a predicted model, not a curated record. Gene Ontology annotation, cellular component: ribosome; mitochondrial large ribosomal subunit. Gene Ontology annotation, biological process: translation.